Molecule: messenger RNA, 2303 nt
Organism: Anarrhichthys ocellatus (wolf-eel)
Lineage: Eukaryota; Metazoa; Chordata; Actinopteri; Perciformes; Anarhichadidae
Gene: nfkbie
Product: nuclear factor of kappa light polypeptide gene enhancer in B-cells inhibitor, epsilon
Exons: 6
Coding region: 427-1467 (346 amino acids)
Biological process (GO): cellular response to tumor necrosis factor
Cellular component (GO): cytosol
Molecular function (GO): NF-kappaB binding
Source: RefSeq, a predicted model, not a curated record
GCAUGUGUACGUUUGCUCACGCGCACUGGGGAUUCCCCCGCUUGACAAAAACAGCUUCGCCUUUCAUUGCUCUGCGUAGAGUUCACGCUGUUACCGGAUAUCUCGACGACGGACGGCCGCUUCUCUAGUUUUAGCUUGAUUUUAACCCUUUUCACGAAGUUUGGAAUUACCAUACCAUAGUUUGAAACUUUAAAAAACAUCUAUAAUCGAUUAGGAGUGAAGGCCUGUUGCUGUGAGGUAAUGCAUUAUAGGUUAGUGGCAUGAAACGAAGCGGCUCAUUCCUCUGGUUUUACAAAGGAGCGGUGGUUUCCUCAGGUGUCAGCAGGCUGUCCGCGGAGUCCGGUCACAUCACGGAGAACACCCGAUAGUAGCCGUUAAAUCCUCGCGGAAGGAGGGAGGGGAAAGCCCAGCGACGCCACCACUACCAUGGCGAGCGACGACUGUAGGAAAGAUGACUUGCUGGAGGAUAACCGCACGGACUCGGGCAUUGACUCGUACCGCUCCAUACUGAAGUCGGAGGAGCGCCGCGAGCCGAGCGCCGACUUCAGCGGGCCGAGGGACAAGUGUCCCGCCGAAGAGGAGCACCUGGACUCAGCCUACGGCUCCUCGUCCAUCACGGUGGAGAGUCUGUCGGAGAUAGUAGGGGGCUGCACGCUCUCCAGCGCCCAGGAGGAGCGAGCACAGAGCUCUGAACUCACUGAACAGGAGGAGAACUUGCUCACAACUAUCACUGAAGAUGGAGACACAAUCCUGCACUUAGCAAUCAUCCAUGAAGACCGAUUCAUUGCUCAACAGUUGAUACAGCUAUUCCCCAAAGAAGUCCUGGACAUCCAAAACAACUUGUACCAGAGCCCUUUGCACCUGGCCACCUACCUGAACCUGACAGACGUGGUGAAGGGCCUGGUAGAGAAAGGGGCCAGUUUGGAGCUGCAGGACCAGGAGGGGAACACGGCGCUGCAUGUGGCCUGCCAGCAUGGGCAGACGGAGUGCGCCACCGAAAUGACCAGAGAGGUUUCCCCCAGCAAGCUGGCACCGGUCCUCGAGACCCAGAACUGGAGAGGUCUUGCCUGUCUUCACUUGGCUGCACUGAACAGGCAACAUCAGAUUAUGAAGCUCCUGGGGAAAAAGGAAGCAGACUUGAAUAUCCAGGAAGGUACCAGCGGGAAAACAGCGCUUCAUCUCGCCGCUGAGCUGCAUGACAUCACAUCAGUGAAGCUGCUGCUCAGCAGGGGAGCCAAUGUGGAUGCCGCCAUGUUUAACGGCUGCACGCCCCUGCACCUCGCAGUGGGGAGACAGGACGCCGCCAUCGCCCACCUCCUCUGCCAGUCUGGCGCUGACACGAUGCUGCGGAACAUGGAGGACGAAACGGCGCUGGAUCUGGCUGACGGCAAUGAUGACAUUCUGGCUCUAUUUCCUUUUGAUGACAUCCAGAUCUCCGGGAGGUCGGUGGUCAGUGUGAAGUUUUGAGCUGGAUCAUCGGCUUAACAACAGUCUUCUGGGGCUUUACUGCGGCUGAAACCUUUUGCUUUAUCAAAAAAAGAAGAAAAAACCAGCUGCAUUUGGGUCGGACGUUUUCAUUAAAUAGUGCCUCUUUUUGUAGUACAUUCUGAUUUGAUUUGUAUUUAUCCAUUAUCUAGACAAAUAUGUGCACAUGCAAAUCUUACUUCCUUCUGACAAAGAGUGAUUCUGCUUAAUUGAACACUGAUUGAAAAAAAUCUGUGUUGCUGAGUCAUUGGUUACAUGUUUCUGCUUGUUUCCGCAUGCGUCUGGAGGGGUUGAAACGAAAGCCACCUCAAUGCGAGUGCCAAACUGUCUCUCUACAUGUUCAAUGUCCAUCGAAAAUUCUACCUCUUAAUCACAUUAACCUAGUUUUAAUGGCUAGAAAUUGAACAUUCAAAUUUCUUGGUGUCACAGUUUCUCAAACUUCAUCAGUGCUACGAUGCAUUUCAUUUCACUGCUUUUCAUUGUUGCCAUAGAAAGUCAUUUUGUGGAAUAAAAUUAAUGUUCCAUUUACUAAAUGUAAAACUAACUGAGUGUCCCAAAGAGACGAAGACAAACUAAUCACAUCCUGCUAUUUAUUAGAGAGCUGGUUGCCCAAAUAAAAAUGUAAUAUAUGACACAAAAUGCAGCUUCAUCCUUUUGAUUUUUUUGCUACUUCAUGUUGUGAAGCAGUUUUCUCUAUUUAUCUCAUCUAGUCCUUAAUCUGCAGUAGCUGUUCAUUUACUUUGGUGUGUAAUUACUCUGCCCUGUUUAGUUAAGAUAAGCAGUUUGUUUAUUUUGUAAUAAAAUAGAAAAAAAACUCA